Molecule: messenger RNA, 1986 nt
Organism: Nezara viridula (southern green stink bug)
Lineage: Eukaryota; Metazoa; Arthropoda; Insecta; Hemiptera; Pentatomidae
Source: the annotation of a GenBank genome assembly
AAAUUUAUUCCGUGCGUGUUAAAUACAUUUGCAUAAGAACACUCCAAUAAGGCUACUCAUUAAUACCUAAACAAUAUCUAUAGGAAAUUAUUUUACAUAUAAUAAUCAGCGGAUUAGUGCAUCAUCGCCGGUGGAAGAGAAAAGACUUAUCAGGACAGAAUGGGCAAUUCCAAAGGACCUCCGACUUCCAUACCGGAAUACUUCGCAGGACAGUCGAUAUUCAUCACCGGUGGAACAGGACUGAUGGGAAAAUUGCUCCUUGAAAAAAUUCUCAGGUGCUGCCCAGACAUCAGGACAAUAUACCUGUUGAUUAGGCCUAAGAAAUUUGGGACUAUACAGCAGAGAUGGGAAGAAAUCAUGACAUUACCGCUGUUUGAUAUCCUUAGGGAAACUAACCGAGACUCAUUUAGCAAAGUACAUCUCGUUCGAGGAGAUAUAGCAGAGGAAAACCUCGGGAUAUCACAACAAGACACAGAGAUGCUAAUAGAAAACGUGACGAUAAUCUACCACGCUGCUGCGAUGAUACAGUUCACAGACAACCUAUACGAACUUUUAAUCCAAAACACCAGAGCUACGUAUCAACUUCUUGGCAUUGCCAAACGGAUGGUUAACCUACAGUUAUUCCUCUACGUGUCGACCGCCUACAGCAAUAUGAACAUCCCGUGCGAUGAAGCAGAAGAGAGGGUUAUUCCUUCUUGUCAAGAUUGGAGGGUUAUCUUGCAGGUGCUGGAAAAGGAACCUACAACAUUGGGAUCAUUGAAAGAAAUGUUGAUGUGUGGACACCCUAAUAGUUACACGUGGAGCAAAUCGAUGUCUGAGCAGAUAGUCGAUGAACAUAAGAACCUAUUUCCCACAGUUAUCAUCAGACCAGCGAUAGUGGGGGCGACCUACAGGGAACCCUUCCAGGGCUGGGCAGACAUCCUGUGCGGCCUCAGUGCAAUAUCCGUCCCGGUCGGCCUGGGCCUGAUGCGGGUCGCCUACACCCGGGACGAGUGCUACCAGGACUACAUCCCCGCCGACAUCGCCAUCAGCGCCAUUCUGGUCGCUACCUGGAGGAAGUAUCUCGAACCUAGAAAAGGAGAGACAGACGUUUACAAUGUCGGCAUUUCUAAGCAACUUCCAAUCAAGACGUAUCAUUUAAAGAAAUACAGCGAAGAAGUUACGAGAGAAUAUGCCUCCCAGAAUACAAUAUGGCCGAUGCACUUUCUCUUCACCACCAACGAAAACCUCUAUUACCUUCUGUUUAUCAUGUUUCAAGUUAUUCCAGCAGGAAUAAUGGAUUCAUUGCUUUAUUUAACUGGCCACAAACCAAUGCUUAUGCAUUUGACGAAGAAGAUGUCAAACGUAUUAAGGAUGUUCAAAAGAUUCAGUUCCAACCAGAUAGAGUUUCCCAACGAUAAUUUUCUACAACUAGAGAAGUACGUAAGUGAAAAGGAUAAGGUGUUCUCGAUGAGCAUCGAAGGUUUGACCGAACUCUUGUUCAUGAGGUUCGGGAUGAGGGCGGUACUUAAAUACUACUUCAAGGAGGACAUCAGCGAGGACAAACUCAAUAGGAACAGGAGGCGUAUAUUUUGGUUGAAGAUUUUUGACAAAUGCCUUAUUUACACAUUCUACAUACUUGGAUGUUGGCUCAUAUUGCGCUUAUUAUCUUCGAUUGAAGUUGUGAGGUCCGUAAGCUACAUAACCUACAAAGCAUUCUGGGGUUGUAGCCUGUAACCAUGGAAUCAAAUGCUGUAAAAUGGAGUCCCGAAAAUGAUGAACUCUCCGUAACAGAAAACCAACUCAGGAAAUUAAUAUAAAAUAAUACAUGGAUCAUUAAUAACAUUAUUAUGUAAAUAUAAAGAGAGAUUAUAUAUUCAUUAUUGCAAAUAUAUGCUUAUCGAAUUAUUUAAUUUGUUAUUAAGUGACAUUAGCACAUAAAACAAAUAAAGAUCUUUUCUCUUCUAUUUCAUUUUAAUAGAAUUCCAACUAGUAAUUAUUAUUUUU